Molecule: messenger RNA, 1470 nt
Organism: Episyrphus balteatus (marmalade hoverfly)
Lineage: Eukaryota; Metazoa; Arthropoda; Insecta; Diptera; Syrphidae
Exons: 5
Coding region: 72-1202 (376 amino acids)
Cellular component (GO): proton-transporting V-type ATPase complex
Source: RefSeq, a predicted model, not a curated record
GAUCUCUUCUGACAUCGCUGAGUGUAUUCUUCGCAUAGUUUUUUUGUCAGAAAUUUUCUCAGUUCAGUGAAAUGAAAAUGCAGUGGUUUAGCUUUUUAAUUGUGUUUCUGGGGAUUUUUAGUUUUUCAAAUUGUAGCCUAAGUGGACCCUAUCUUAUGUGGGGUCAUGAAAAGCUAAAUGAUUUGAAAUUACCAGCUCUAAUUGAGGCUGACGAACAAAGUCUUUCGACACUUUUCACUGAAGCAAAAGCUGUCGUGGUUUUCAUUCGAAACAAUACAAAUCGUUUAGAUGGCGAAAACUAUCCAAAGUUUCGUCAAUUGGUGAAUGAAAAUGCUUGGACUUAUUUGCCUCAGCAUACUUUGGCUGUGGAACCAUUUAAUUAUAAUACAAAUGUUGAGGUGAUAAAUCUUGUUGGACAAACGUCUCAGCAAGAUACAGAAAUUGUAGCCCUUUUCAAGGACUCAGUUACUAUCUAUGGCGAGGGUGAGGUUUUGGGUAUCCUGGCUUAUCGUGAUGAAGAAAUUCACUACAUGUACAAGCGAGAAGCUGCUAAUGAAGAACCAACAACAACUUCAAUAGCCCCAACUGAGGAACCUACCGAGACAAAUUUCAUUUAUAGAGCUCCAGGAAAAGCCAUAUUGUACACAACAACUGCACCAUUAUUGAAUAUGGAAAUCAAUGAUCAAAUGCAUACUCUUGCUUUGAUGGAACAUGACAAGGAAAUAACUUUUGAUGAUCGUAAUGACUGGAGCCGACUGAAUAUUGGAUUCAAAGUGAACAAUACCCGACUCCGAUUACGUUUCAAUUUCACUUUGUCUAACUAUCACUAUUGGUCCCUUACUGCUGUUGAAGUUGAAUAUAAAGAUAUUCGUAAUAGUUUGCCAUUAAUUGGAGAGGAACCAGUUGCGCCAGAAGGAUUCUCCUAUAGGUGCUCAUCCAAACCCCUAUUUUUCCGCAGUGAACAGGAUAAUCUUACAAUUCACGAUUAUCAAAUUCAACCAUGGAUGAAUGGUUUUGAUAGAUUUAGCGAUGCUUACCAUUGUGUUGGAUUUGUAACAGUACCAAUUUUAUCUGGGUUAUUUGUGAGUACCAUUUUGAUUGGUCUGCUAUUUUUGGGAAUCCUUGCCAUAAUGGAUAUUAAAACUCCAAAUAAAUUUGAAACAUCUCGUAGUAAACAACUAACAUUUACUGUUCAAGAAUAAAGUUUUUCGUAAUAAAAGUUAUAAAAAAAUAAAGUUAAAUGUAUAAAGUUGAUAGCAAUACAUAUUAAAUUAAAAAAAAUUGUCAUUAGGAAUGUCAUAAUCUCAUUAUUUUUGGUUGUGUUUUUGUUAAAGCUAUAAAAAAAUGUCUCCGAUAGUAUAAUAGUAAUAAUAUGAGAACAAAAAUAAUAAGCUAUAAUCUAUAAAAAUGUAUUCAUGCCCCAUAAAUCAAUGUAAAUUCCCAAAACACUAACCGAAUAAAAUUAUUGUU